UGAGGCUUUUUCGUUUUUCAGUCGCAGUGCCAUUGCAUUGCCAUAGUGUCAGUCAGUAGGGAUCUCUGACUGAGGAUACACGCGCUAGUCAAUCUACUCGGCCAUGUCGGCCACGGGCUAGGCAUGUGAUACAGGGUAUGGGGCGCCGUUUGUCAAUUAAUUGAACUAAUACUCUACAAGGAUGGAAGACAGACUGCAAACACGCCAGGCAACUGUUGAUGAGCUGACAGCAUUCAUUGAUGGAAGUCAUCAACAGCUGGAUGAGUUACUUUGUCAUUUACAAUGGGACAAGGAAGAUAUACUUGCCCAGAAUGAAGAGAAGAUGAAGGUGUGUCCCAUUCAUUCCCACCACCUUGUACCAGAGACUUGCCUUGAGCAACACACUCAUGAAUGUCAGCUGGUGGCUCAGGGAUACUCCAGACAGAAACAGAAAGAAAUCCCAGCCUCACAUAGUUUCUUCUAUGCCAGGUCCUCGUCUGUUGUGCCUGUGAUUAUAGACAAGGAAGCACAAGACGAUAUCUUGUCCCAAGUUCCAGGGAGCUCAAGAAACAAGGAAGUUCCACGAACCAUAGACCGUAUGGAUAAAGCCUUCACAGCAGCAGAGAAACUAGCCAUCCACCUGGCUGUAUUGGAGAAAUCUAAAGCUGCUAGGCAGCAAGAAACGGUAUCCCUACAAGAUCUGGAGUUUGAUCCAGAGGCAUUGCUUAAAAAAGAUGAACCUGCCAAGCCCAAGUCUAGAUUGGAGGUCCUGGCUGAGUUACGUGACUACAAACGACGUCGUCAAAGCUACCGAGCCAAGAAUGUUCACAUCACAAGGAGAUCACAGACAGAGAUCAUGAGGGACGUGAUUGAAGCUCAGAUGAAGGAGUUACAACAAGCCUUACAAGGUGACGAAGGAUCUGUCAAUAACACCGAACACAGAGGGCGCUCUUCCAGCCCAGAUGGGAGGAGAUCACGUGAUGCUAGCCACAGUCCUAUCCGCUCUACAUCCAGAAAGGACAAUGGUCAGAAUGAGCAUUAUUCUAAGGGCCACCGAUCCUCAAACCGGUCCAGUUAUGAUUACGAGCCUGAUCAUCCAAUCAGACGUGCUGAUGUCAGGUCACGUGAUCAAAGUCCAAGUCCAGGACCAUCUGACUCAAGGUAUGACAGGGAUCGCAACAGGCGUCAUAGAAGCAAUGAGAGAUCUGAAAGUCCACAUGUCAAAGUUGAGAAAGUUGAGCGGAUGACAUCCAACGAAUCAAGUCAUAGCCCUAGACUAGUAGAGUCAGGGAGAGGGGAGGAUUCUACUAGUAGAUCCAGCACACCUCAUGCCAUGGCAGGUGUCUCCAUCAAGGUAGAGAAAGAAUCAAGAAGUCGUAGCCCUAGCCAAAGCAGACGGGAUGAGAGAGAGCAUGACGAUAGAAGCCAUCGUCAUUCCAAACAUAAACAUCGGCAUAAGCACAAGCAUCAUAGCAGGGAUAGCAGAUGAUGCCUUUAUCUCUUAUUCGGAACCAUCUUGUUACCAGCUCUUCAUUUCAUGAUUGUGUGAUUCAUGUACUUGUAUUUUCCCUUGAUGAAUGUAUUCUGUUUCAGUACAUAGAAUCCAAGUAUAUGUGUGCAAGAUAGAGGGCGCUGUCCUGGCUGACUCCAUUGACACACAAAUUAAAGUCGAUGUUUGAGGUCAGAAAUAAAACACAUCCCAAAAAGUCUUUUUGGCAUUACAGCUCCAUAGCUGGUUUCAUUUUUACCCCUCUGUCCAUCCAUACGUACUCAACAGGAAGGACAUGUGGAGUGAUGGCAUUGUGUUCCUUUUAUCCCUUUUUCUGAAUAUUUCACACCCGGGGCUUACUGGUCUUGUCAUCACCACUGAGAUGAUUUCUCUCGCCGUGUUACCCGUCUGAAGAGAAUCUCCAAUCUGCCUGGAUUGGAUGCCAGUCCAUCGCAGGUUAUUUCCCAGCUAAUGCCUGUAUCCAUUUAUACUCCUGGUGGAGAGAGGCUUGCCCAGGGACACAACAUAUAACCAGCAGCUGGAUUCGAACCUCUGACCCUCUGAUCAUGAGUCACAAGCCCUAACCACUACAUGUAGGUCACACUAGAUACACUAUUUCAAGGUUCUUCUAUAUUUGUCCAAAAUAGGCACAAUUUUUGAGCAAAUAAAGGCACUUGACACAGUGGAAUUAGGGAGUACAAAGCACUUAACAUUUCAUCUUCAUUGAAGUACGUUUUCAGAUUUAGUAACUAAUCUAAAAAUUAAAGAUUGUAAAAUGUAAUUUUUGAAUUACAUGAAAAGGGAACAUGUAAACUGAAGAUGGCAUUUUUAUACCAGCCUCAUUUGCUUAGCAAUGUGAGCUAUUGAGGUCGUCAUUUCAGCACUGAUGUGUGGUUUCAAUUACAAAACACUCCCAGAUGCAAGUCAUCCUUCAUUAUGUGAAACUUCAAGUAGUGAUUUGUUUCCACAUUACUUAAGUAUCCCAUACUGUCAUGACUGUUGUAACUUAGGAUUUUCAUUUCCAGCAGGCUCUGUAUUCAUAUUUCCUAGACCCAUAUGAUAGGUCACCGAGUACAUUUCCUAUUUUCGUGCAGACAGGUUGCCAUUUUCCAUUUGCCCACAUUGGAACUUUUAGACAUAUUAGAAGCACAUGUAAGAUAAACUAAACUGCACUUUUUAGCUGUUUUUUUAUUCAAAAGUCUCCGAGUUAGAUACAAGCUGAUAAAAAUGCUAGCAGACAAAAAAAAACAAGUGGUCAGCCACAUGUCGCCUUUUUCUGCGAUCGAUCCCUACAUGUUUUGUGUUCUUAAAAAAAGUCAAAUUUUGUGCAAUGACCUCAAAUGACCCCAACAUGACCUUUAAUCUCAGUAAUCCGAUGAGGAAUUGUGUCUUCCCACCCAAGGGUCACUGCAUCCAAGUUUCAUCAAAAUCCAUGAAAGCAUGUAGAAGUUAUACAUUGUUUUCAAAUCUCUAACAUACAUGCAGGGCUACGGGCAAUCCAGCAGAUGGAAGUUCUGGUACUCGUGCAAGGGAAUGGUACCCAAGGGAAAUCUUGAGAAAAAGGGAUAAAAGGACAACAAUGCUCCUACUCCAGAACUCCCAUCCGCUGGAAUGGACAUCCAGAAUUUAGGACUGGUGUCUCCCAAAACUUCAUUUAGGCGGCACAAAAAUGAAUUUUACAGUUGUAAUUGCUGCUAGCAUUUUGAUUAAAUUAAAUUAAAUAAGCUUCCAAGUCUUGUUAAAAAUAUCGUCAUUCUGUUGAGAAAGCAUCACAUGGUGCAUCUGUAUUGAUCACUUAAUUAACUGAUGGCAAAUAUGUAUAGUGUGCUGAGGUUAUUUGGUGUGUUGCCGUGAGUUUAUCAUGAAUAAACUUCGUUGAGUUAAAUCCACCAUGUGUACACUGUUAUAUAGUGCAGACAUUAUUUCCAUUUUCUGAAAAGUACAUGCAUGUAUCUGCAAGUUAAGUUUUUAUUUAUAUUCUGUGGGAGGAUCUAGACAGUGGCCCUAAAGGUCGAUUUUUAUCAAGAUCCUCAUUCUGGUCAAAAAUAAGACUGAAAAAAAAAAUACAGCACCCUAGUAGAAAGAUUUUGGAUGAAUUUCUUAUUUAUUUGCUUUAUAAUGUCUGUGCACAUAUAAUCCUUUAAGCCUUUACAGAAGUAUCCAACAAAACUUUGAGGUAUUUUCAAUGCAGGCUGUUCAAUGCAGGCUGUUCCAAACAGCACAUAUUUUUAUCUGUGUGAUGAACAGGAUUUUGAAUAUUAAACGAAUAAAAACAAAUUGAAACAAGACAAAAUAAAAUUGCAACCUCUCUAAAGAUUUAUUUUGAUGUCACUGUUGUUGUCUUUUCAGAUUAUCUUACAAUCUACACACACAAGGGUAUUUUAAUUCAGGAAUUUUAUACAUUUUUUUUGUCAAACUUGAUGGCUGAUAGCCUUGACAGGAACCGAGACUGAUGCAAGUCUACCAGUGUAGACAUCUAUAAAACUCGCCCUGUAUUGAGCCAAAUACAGUUCAUUGGUCAAAUCUAAAUAUUGACUUUUUGGAGUUGUUUAUUUAUCUACAAUACUUAAAGAGUAAUACAUUUACAUACGUUUUAAGUAAUUUAACGUCAGUUACACGGUUGUUACUUUUUUUUUUUAUUAUUGCAAGAUUAUAUAUAUAAAUA
Molecule: messenger RNA, 4133 nt
Organism: Patiria miniata (bat star)
Lineage: Eukaryota; Metazoa; Echinodermata; Asteroidea; Valvatida; Asterinidae
Gene: snrnp48
Product: U11/U12 small nuclear ribonucleoprotein 48 kDa protein-like
Exons: 8
Coding region: 182-1468 (428 amino acids)
Cellular component (GO): cytosol; U12-type spliceosomal complex; nucleoplasm
Source: RefSeq, a predicted model, not a curated record